This is a messenger RNA of Nymphaea colorata (pocket water lily), 2000 nucleotides long. RefSeq names its product cytochrome P450 94A2-like. The transcript has a single exon. The coding region runs from base 238 to 1767 and encodes 509 amino acids. Lineage: Eukaryota; Viridiplantae; Streptophyta; Magnoliopsida; Nymphaeales; Nymphaeaceae. Gene Ontology annotation, molecular function: oxidoreductase activity, acting on paired donors, with incorporation or reduction of molecular oxygen; heme binding; monooxygenase activity. The record is from RefSeq and is a predicted model, not a curated record.
GUUGGAUGAGGACACUUCAGCUUCUCCAUGACCUGCAACUCGUGUUGAAAUAUCUGUCCACGACACUAUGAAACGAAGGCAGCCAUUAAAAACUGCAAAUUCUUGAUUCAGGAUGGCUUCAUCGAUCUCAUGCUGCAAAUGGGUGGGCCAAAAUAAAAGCGAUCGAGCCCAAAGAAUAGUCUUAUCAUCACACUUACCAAGCCAUCUCUCUCUCUUUGGCUUUCUCAACUGAAGAUCAUGGAGGAAAGAGUUCUUUUGCUCUUUGCUAGUCUCCUGCUCAUCACUCUGAUCACCAAAUUCCUUAAGGCAACACCUAGAGCACCACAAUUGAAGCAUUCGUCACCGAAAUGCUAUCCUCUGGUCGGUUCCCUCUUCUCUAUAGUCGCUAAUGGCGACCGCAUCGCCCAAUACAUGUCCGACCUCAUCAGAGCCUCACCCACCCACACUGCCUUCUUCCCCCUUCCCUUUGGCUCCUGCUUAAUCGCCACUGCGAACCCUUCGAACGUCCAGCACAUCCUCAAGACGCGAUUCCACGCCUAUCCAAAAGGCUCCACCUUCUACGUCACCCUCUACGAUCUCCUCGGCGACGGCAUCUUCAACACCGACGGCGAGUCGUGGAAGACCCAGAGGAAGAUCUCAAGCCACGAGUUCAACAACCGGUCCCUCCGCAAGUUCAUCGACACAGCCAUCUGGUCGGAGAUUGCCGGCCGACUGCUUCCCCUGCUCUGCUCCGCCGCCGCCGAACAGAGGGUCCUAGACCUCCAAGACGUUCUGCAGAGAUUCGGGUUCGAUAACAUCUGCAAGAUCGCUUUUGGGUUUGACCUCGGCUGCCUCGAUCCCAGCCGGCCGCCGUCCGACUUUGUUGUCGCCUUCGACGACGCCGUCCGGCUUCUCGGCAAAAGGUUCACCACCGUCUUCCCCAUAAUAUGGAAGAUCAAACGCGUCCUCAGGGUUGGUUCCGAGAAGCAGCUCCAAGAUGCUUUGGCAAUCGUCAAUGGCUUCGCCGAAAAGCUUGUACGCGAGCGAAAGCAGCAGCAACAGGCGAAUUCCAUGGCUGAAAACUCCGACCUCCUCGGGAGGUUUAUUAGUUCUAGCGAUGAUGCAGAUGAGAAGUUCGUCAAAGACAUGGUGAUCAGCUUCAUACUAGCAGGGAGAGACACCACUUCAGCGGCGCUUACGUGGUUCUUCUGGCUUGUUUCGCGCCAUGACCGGGUGGAAGAUGAGAUCCUCAAGGAGCUGUCCGCCAUUGAAAGGGAAGCGUUGGGCUUCGAAGAAGUAAAAGAGAUGAAUUAUUUGCACGCGGCCAUCUGUGAAAGCAUGCGACUCUAUCCGCCGGUGCCGAGCGACAGCAAACAAGCAGCUGAGGAUGAUAUCUUGCCGGACGGCACCGUGGUGCCAAAAGGAGCAAUUGUUGCUUAUCAUCCGUAUGCAAUGGGGAGGAUCGAAUCACUGUGGGGAAAAGAUUGGGAGGAGUUCCGGCCGGAGAGAUGGCUACAAAAGGAUGGUGGAGGUGCAGAAGGGAAGUGGAGGUUCAUGGCAGAGGACCCCUACAAAUAUCCGGUGUUUCAGGCAGGGCCAAGGGUGUGUUUGGGAAAGGAGAUGGCAUUUAUUCAGAUGAAGAGCGUCGCCGCUGCUGUUCUCCGGCGGUUCAGGGUGGUGGCGGCUCCGCCAGACUUUGAGCCAGUUUUCACAGUAGACAUUUCGUCAAAGAUGAAGGGCGGUUUUCCGGUGAGGGUGGAAGAGAGGAAUGUCUGUUCUAGUUCAUAGAUUUUAGUGCCUGAAUCUCAGUGAAGUUAAUCUGAAUCAAGUGCCGUGGCGAAAUGAUUAGAAGUUCAAACUGUGCACAAUGUAAAAUGUUUAUAACUUUAAAAAGGUGCAAUUGAAGGACAUACUCUGUCUCCCUUGCUUCCUUCAGCAUCUGCAUCUGCAUCUGCAUGUAUUUUGUCAUUAUCAAAUAUAUUUCCAUGAAACAUAAUGAAGCAUUCAGUUUUUUCUUUUUC